Messenger RNA from Dendrobium catenatum, 1122 nucleotides. RefSeq names its product protein RTE1-HOMOLOG. The record is from RefSeq and is a predicted model, not a curated record. Gene Ontology annotation, biological process: regulation of ethylene-activated signaling pathway; response to ethylene. The transcript has 3 exons. Gene Ontology annotation, cellular component: Golgi apparatus; endoplasmic reticulum. Bases 313 to 1020 code for a protein of 235 amino acids. NCBI's taxonomy places the organism in Eukaryota, Viridiplantae, Streptophyta, Magnoliopsida, Asparagales, Orchidaceae.
UGUGCGCUUGGCCUCGCGGUCUCUCUCGACGCUGAUCGGAAGCAACUCUUCUUCUCCUCUCGGCUGCUUCCUAAGUCCUAACCCUAGGGACGUAGUCCCAAAAUUGCAGCCUCUCCUGUCUCUCAUCGGCUCGGCCUUCUUCUUUUUCUUUCCCUCUCAGCCUCUCUCGAUCCCUGGCUAUCUCCGCCUCCCGUUUCUUCUUAUUUUCGCCAUCCAGGACGCUCUCGCAGCAUUCUCGUCCGGAUCAAUCCAAUCUUUCGCAGUCUUGCCCGGUCUCUUCUCGUGUACAACUCCCGUGUUAUUUGCUCUUGUAUGAUAAUUAUUGAUAAGGUCAUGGAGCUUGAGGAAGUUGCUGAUAGUGAACAAUUAUUUGGACGAGGCUCUCCUCUUGGGCCAAUAGAUCCAAGGAAAGCCAGGUUCCCCUGCUGCAUAGUGUGGACGCCCCUACCCUUGAUCUCAUGGCUUGUGCCUUUCAUUGGCCAUAUUGGCAUCUGCAGAGAGGAUGGUGUGAUCCUAGAUUUUGCAGGGCCUCAUUUCGUGAGUGUUGAUCAUUUCAAUUUUGGAUCAGUGACGAGAUACAUUCAAUUAAGCAGGGAAGAGGGUUCCCUCUCCACCAAUUUGGCGGAUUCGCCGAAAAAUGAAGCUUUAGAAAGCAAUGAGAAAAUGACAUGGGAUGACGCGCUGAGGAAAAGCACACAGGAUUUCCAGCACAGAUCGUACAGCCUAUUCACCUGCAACUGCCAUUGCUUUGUCGCAAACUGUCUGAAUAGAAUGUCUUAUGGUUGUAGCAGACAUAGAAGGUGGAAUGUGGUGAACUUGGCAGUUCUGAUGUUCUUUAGGGGAACUUGGGUUGAUAAAUUAGCUGUGCUGAAGUCUUUCUUGCCUUUUGCAACUGUGCUUUGUCUGGGGCUUCUAUUAGGUGGCACGAAUUUCUUCGUAUUUCUUGGUGGUUUUGCACUUGCACUUGUAGGCUGGUUCCUUGUUGGAACAUACUGUUUCAAGAGUCUUGUACUGUUGUAAUUGUUGAUUUUCAUAUUGGAUGAUACUGUGAUGAGAUUUGAAUUGUAGAAUAAAUUAUGAUUUAUGUAAAAUGUAUGAAGAAUGGAUGUGAUUAAGGUUUCA